Molecule: messenger RNA, 3736 nt
Organism: Phalacrocorax carbo (great cormorant)
Lineage: Eukaryota; Metazoa; Chordata; Aves; Suliformes; Phalacrocoracidae
Source: RefSeq, a predicted model, not a curated record
AAGGCCGGGGCGGACGCCGGGCCCCCAGCGGCGGCGGCCCCGCUGCUUUCGGUUUCGCUUCCCGCGGCGGGGAAGCAACAAGGCCGGUCCGUGGCCUGGCGGGACCCCAGCGUGCCCUGGGCUUGGUUCCUGCGGACGUGGCCGGCCGGGGUUUCUACCUUGAUGAAGGUAUACUGGUGAAGUGUUGACUUGAAAGCUGCUUUUAGGAUGUCUGAAGAUGACGAGAAAGUUAAACUGCGUCGAAUUGAACCUGCCAUUCAGAAAUUCAUUAAAGUGGCAAUUCCAACAGAUUUGGAAAGGUUAAGAAAACACCAAAUAAAUAUUGAGAAGUAUCAAAGAUGCAGGCUCUGGGAGAGAUUGCAUGAAGAGCACAUUAACGCAGGACGAACAGUUCAGCAACUCCGAGCCAACAUGAGAGAGAUGGAGAAACUCUGUUUGCGUGUCCGACAGGAAGACAUCCCAGUUCUGCAGAGAAUGAUAAAUCCAGUUAAAGAGGAAGCUUCAUUUGCCAUAAAAGACUUCCUGCAGCUCCAUUCUGAAUCUGCAAAAGAACUUAAAAAGCAACUUGAAGUACAGGAUGAUGCCUCUUUAACCAGAUCUGCAACUGUAGGAGGAGAAACUUUAUAUAACACGGAAGUGAAGGACGGCUCCCAAAGUUUAAUCCAGAUCUACUCCCCACUUCCCGAAAUACCUCAGGAGGAAAAUGCAGCCGAGUCCUGGGAAACCUUAGAAGAGGACUUGAUUCACCUUAGCCAGUUGGUGACUGAUUUUUCUCUCUUAGUCAGCUCUCAGCAGGAGAAGAUUGACAGGAUUGAAGACCAUGUCAACAGUGCUGCUGUGAAUGUUGAAGAGGGAACCAAAAACUUGGGGAAGGCUGCAAAAUACAAGCUGGCAGCUCUGCCUGUGGCAGGUGCAGUCAUUGGUGGAGUGGUGGGGGGUCCUAUUGGCCUCCUUGCAGGCUUCAAAGUGGCAGGAAUUGCAGCUGCACUUGGUGGUGGGAUUUUGGGUUUCACAGGUGGAAAAUUGAUACAAAGAAGAAAACAAAAAAUGAUUGCGCAGGUCUCUUCCAGCUGUCCAGAGCUUUCUCGCCAAAGUGCCAAAAAAUCCAGCUGAAGUACAGAUUCAUUUUGACUAGGAACAGAAGUGCAGCAGCCGUGCUAAUGACAGACUUGCAGCCUUAUGCUUUAAAUGUAAGGCUGAGUUAUGUGAAUUUUGACAACAGUACUGUUACUUGGGAGGGGUGAAACGGUAAUGUCAGAAUUUCUCUUUUCAGAUGUGAUAAGUGAUAUCAGUCCUUUGGAAAUUAUAUGGAUAACUUCUAAUUAUAAAAUCCUUAGGUGAGCUCUACGCACAGCUGUAAUGAUGGGUGACAGGUGCUCCAUGCCAAAUUCGCACAGUGUCUUGCAGGCAAUACAAAGAGGCAUUUGGAAAACCAUAGUGCUUUCCCAUGAAUGCCACCCAGAAGCCAGAGCUUUUAUUAUAGAGCUCCAAAGAAAAGGAGAUAAGCUGUACCUAUCUUUCCUGGUCAUAGUACUUUAAAUUUACUUUUCGUUCAUCUGGAUUCCCAAACCCCUCCUGUGUAUACCCCCAGGAUGUGACUCACUAUGCCGGUUCAGUAACACACAGGGAAGCGUUAGUUGCCAUAGGAAAAGGUUAAAAUGUUGGCUGAGCAAGGUGGAAAAAAGCCAUGUACAUCCCACGUCUGCCUCCAUCAGCCACAUGAGCUCAGCAUCAUAAUCAGCUUUUCCCUCCUUUUCAGGUAAUUUUCCCUUUUUUUUUUUUUUUAAUUUGUAAAUUCAUUGGCUUGUUUAAAGUGUAGUUAAGAAUUCAAGAGUCUAAGCAGCAACCCUGCAGGACUGCUACUGGAGAAUCUAAUUUUCCAUGGCUGUUCAACUCCUUGACUUGUCCUGAGAACACUGUACAGGAUGAAGUGACAAGCUCUGGCAUUCUGAGCCUGAAGCCUCAGCUUACUUAAGCAGUGCUUACUGCUAGUUGCUGCCCUUGCUUCUCAGCUCCUGUCACCAAUAGUGCUCGGUGGGAGAGCUAAAUAGCUUCCCUGGAAGGCGGUGCUGCAGCCAGGCUCACUCCCUCAGCAGUCUUUGUUAACCCUCAAGGGUGGCAUUAGGCACCAGGUCAAAGGACAGCGAAGCAGUGAGGCCCUUUAAAUGGUGCCAGUGUCUACUGACAGCCUCAGUCGCUGGGACUGCUUUGGGCAUGUCAACCCGGGACUGUUUACAGUAAGUAAACCACGCUCGGCUGGGUAACUGCACCCCUCCUGCAUGCUGCUCAGUUCUGAAGCUUCUGCUUCCACCUGCACCAUGGAACAGCUUCUCAGCCUUUUCCAGAUUUUGGGACACGAUGUGGAGCCUGUCUGGGAAGAGAUGCUGUUGGUGCUUUGCUAGCUUUUUAUAGCAGAUGCCUGUUAUUCUUGCCAUCCUUAUUUUGCUGCUUAAGAAGCCUUUUGCUUCUGAAACUUCCACUGUUAAAUAUGGGAGUGUUAGCAUGUUUUUAUUGUCACAUAAUUGUAUUGUUGUCCCAUAGUCUGCUGUUCAGCACCUGGUCCUGCCUCCAUCCUUCUAGGACAGUUCACACAUUAUUGCUGCUACUGUUCAGGGGAACAGAAGUCAAGGUUGGGAAGCUGCUUUUAAAAGUUUUUAAAUAGUUUGGUUCAUCCCAAGCUCCGCCUAAGUCCAGUUUUAUUAGGUGAACACUGAAGUCAGUGUUUAGUGAUAAGGCUCCCUAGCAGGGAACAAUGUAUUAUAGGAAAAGCUCCCUUAACCAGUACUUCGAUAUCAUCAUUAGAAGUAACUGUCUAUUAAUGACAGAUGAUAGUGUUUUGUGCCUAGAGCCAUUGUAAGCAACUGUUAGUUACAGCACAAGUAUCUUUUUCUGAAUAGUUCUUCCUUACUACUUUUAAAAUAUGAUUGAAGUUGCUAUCAGGGAGAGCGUUGUGUCUAUUUUAAGUAGGUCUGAGGCUCAGGGAAGAAUAGUUUUCACAAGUAACCAUGAACAUUGUCAAAAGUGCAUGUAUUAAAGCCACAGUGCCUACAUCUCUAAAAUCAGCUGGAGUGGAAAACAUGACCCAAGUAACUCAGCUCAUUUGCUCCUGUCAGGCAAAAAGUGCUUUUCUUUAAAUGCCUCUACUUUAAAUGUGCUUACAUCCAAUGAGCUUCUAACAACGUCAUAGUAAAAGGCCGUUCAUUCCUUUGAUAUGUGAUUUCUAUAUAUAAAGGAAGAAACUAAGAAAAAAAAAAGUGUUCUUAAUCAGGUGGUGUGGUUGAUUCUUUGUAUGAUUGUAAAAAGCUGUGUCUGCUUUCCUACUGUACACUUAAAUGCACAAGGUUUCUAAGUGACAGCAGCCACACCAGAGACACUGAGGGCUCCACCCUCUCCACCCAAGCUGGAUAUGCCACGACAAUCUAAUUUCAUAAAAGUGAAUUCCUGCCACAGCUUGUACAAACUCAGCGUGGUAUGCACUCAUUUUAUGAGAUGCCUAGUACAAAAACUAUUCUCCCUCCUUGUGUCUUUAAGGAAGCAAUUUCAAAACAUUGUGUAUACGCUACACUUGGGAAACUUAUUUAAACUAUGAUUUUUAAAAAUAGAUGUGUUAUUUACAUGUGAAGAAACAUGGGCAUCUGAGUAACCAAACUAGCAUUUAAAUUGCUAGGUAUGUUGGUCAGAAGAAAUGUAAGAUAUACAUAAUGCUUUCAGGCCAAAUAAAAGUUUUUGCCUAUGA